CAACCGGAAAUGCUAAAGGUGACUGGCUGUCAAUAUUUUAAUUUCAGCGAGGAAUUACAAACCCUAGUUAUGAUAUUUGCCAAAGUAGUGUCUUCCUUGCUUUGUAACCUGCCGACGAAAGUUGUGCUCCAUCUAUUCUGAUUAUGGUUGUAAAUUCUCCCUCACCUCUGCCGGAGAGAGCCAUCUACGGUUUUGUUCUUUUUCUUGGAUCACAAUUUGGCUUUUUUUUGUAUGUGGUAUGGGCGUACAUUCCUGAUGAAUGGCUUUAUUCAGUAGGGCUGACAUACUGGCCUCAAAAAUAUUGGGCCCUUGCUAUGCCUAUCUAUCUGCUAGUUGCCCUGACUAUUGCAAUUGUGACGUUGUUUGGGGUGAACAUGAUCAAUACCGCUCCACUCAGCUCAGUGGACAACAUUAAAGAUAUCUACACCAAAGGACAGCAUAUGGAUGAUUGCCAGAAAACGGGUUUGCCCAGAUUAAAGGAUGUCUCCAUCAGUGAAGUCAACCGAAUGUUCUAUUUAUCAAAACAGAGUUGACAGAAAGAAAUACAAAUACAAUGUUGUUGUUUUGAAAUGUUUGUAUUUAUUUUCCAUUGACAGAUACAAUCUGUAUUCAAGUCAUUACAUGCACAAUGGUUAAGCCUAAUUCACCAUACAGCGCUUGCAUGUACAGUUGCCGACCAAGGAGGCUAAAGUGGUAGGAAUAGUGCCCAUGUCCGUGAUGCAUGCUGGUGAUUAUAGUUGAGAGUUUGUUUGACAUCAGUAAACACAUUUAUGUAACACAAUUCAGUGAUUUAUACUUAACC
This is a messenger RNA of Osmerus eperlanus (European smelt), 802 nucleotides long. It is a transcript of the gene pigp, whose product is annotated as phosphatidylinositol glycan anchor biosynthesis, class P. The record is from RefSeq and is a predicted model, not a curated record. Lineage: Eukaryota; Metazoa; Chordata; Actinopteri; Osmeriformes; Osmeridae. The transcript has 5 exons. Gene Ontology annotation, biological process: GPI anchor biosynthetic process. Bases 144 to 533 code for a protein of 129 amino acids. Gene Ontology annotation, cellular component: endoplasmic reticulum. Gene Ontology annotation, molecular function: phosphatidylinositol N-acetylglucosaminyltransferase activity.